GCAUUGGAUGCCACGCUUGAUGCACUGCGUCUACACAAAUCCCUCCAUUGAGCCGGCAAACACGAACCACAAUGGCAGACUUCGACUCAUUCAUCCCGGCAUUGCACAAGCCCUCGUCGUUGCUUCCCAUAGCACGGCAUCGGGACGCAUUACUCUAUACCAUCGAGAAGCUUCCGGUCACAGUCAUCAUCGGUCAGACUGGCAGCGGAAAGACCACUCAACUUCCUCAAUAUAUGGAGCAGGCAGGAUGGUGCAACGACGGCAAGCUAAUCGCGCCGCGGCGAGUCGCAGCAACAACGGUGGCCAAACGAGUGGCUGAAGAGAUGAGAUGUCAGAUCGGGCAGCAAGUGGGCUACUCGAUUCGCUUCGAGGAUGUGACCUCUGCUGCCACGAGGAUCAAGUUCCUCACGGAUGGACUGCUCCUCAGAGAAGCCUUGGUCGACCCGCUCCUCUCAAGAUACGGCGUCAUCAUGGUCGACGAGGCCCAUGAGCGCAGUCUGAGCUCGGAUGUUCUGCUCGGGGUGUUGAAAAAGAUUCGCAGUCGACGACCAGAGCUGAGGAUUGUAGUUAGCUCUGCCACGCUGCAAGCUGAGGAUUUUGUCAACUUCUUUGCCGAGGACGACGCUGUUGCAAAGGACAGCACUCAUCCAGCAGAGAGUAUAGGUCAGAUCGUAAGCAUUGAAGGCCGAGCCCAUCCAGUCGACAUACACUAUCUUUCGGAGCCUGCCGAAGACUACAUCGAACGCGCAGUCAAGACUGUCUUCGAUAUCCACUCAUCGGAACCGGAAGGCGACAUUCUGAUCUUCUUGACGGGUAGAGAGGAGAUUGAAACAGUCAUCGAAAUGAUUGCUGAUCGAAUGCCUUCACUGUCGAACAAUGCCGACAAAAUCCUGCCACUUCCCCUAUUCGCAGGUCUGAGCACAGAGCAGCAAAUGUACGUUUUCGAACCAGCUCCAGACAAUACUCGCAAAGUCAUAUGCUCGACCAACAUCGCAGAAGCAAGCGUCACAAUCGACGGGAUCGUGUAUGUGAUCGACUGCGGCUUCGUCAAGCUGCGAGCGUACAACCCUACCACCGGCAUCGAAGCGCUCACUGCGACGCCCAUCUCGAAAGCGUCGGCAACUCAACGUGCUGGACGCGCAGGCCGCACCAAACCAGGCAAAUGCUUCCGCCUUUACACGGAAGCAGCUUAUUCAUCCCUGACCGACGCCACCGUCCCAGAAAUCCAACGUUCAAACCUCGCUCCGAUGAUCCUGCAGCUUAAAGCACUCGGGAUCGACAACAUCGCCCGCUUUGAUUUCAUGACACCUCCUCCCGCUGAGCUCAUCAUCCGUGCUUUGGAACUCCUCUACUCUCUCGGCGCCCUGGACGACUACGCCAAGCUCACAAAACCUCUCGGCAUCCGCAUGGCCGAACUCGCCUUGGAACCCAUGAUGGCCAAGUGUCUCCUCUCCUCGCCGUCAUUCAGCUGUUUGUCCGAAAUGCUUACCAUCGGCGCCAUGACCAGCCUGCAAGGCAACGUGUGGUUCACGCAUGACGCGAAAAAGGCGGAAGAGACCGCUCGGCGGAAAUUUGCCGUCGAAGAAGGCGAUCAUCUGACAUUGCUGAAUGUGUACCAAGCAUUCGUGACCAAGGGCAAGAAAGAAGCAAAAUGGUGUCAGCAGCACUAUCUCAAUUUCAAGUCAAUGACGAGGGCCGUCAGCAUUCGCAAUCAAUUAAAGCGGUACCUGGAACGAUUCGGCAUUGAUGUUGAUGAAUCGCUGGGGGAGAAAGACGUGCUACGAGCAGGUGGCAGGCCGAAGGAAGAAUCCAUCAGGAGGUGUCUGACGAGUGGAUACUUCGCGCACGCGGCGAGGAUGAUGCCCGACGGGACGUUCAGGACUGUCGAUGAAAGCACAGUCCUCCAUGCACACCCUUCAUCCUUGAUGUUCAAUCGCAAGGCGGACUGGGUGGUGUUCACGGAGGUAAUGGAGACUGGGAACAAGACGUUCAUUCGUGAUGUCACGAAAAUCGAAAAGGCGUGGUUGUUGGAGUAUGCGCCGGAGUUCUACAGGGUGAAGUCGUAG
Molecule: messenger RNA, 2066 nt
Organism: Zymoseptoria tritici IPO323
Lineage: Eukaryota; Fungi; Ascomycota; Dothideomycetes; Mycosphaerellales; Mycosphaerellaceae
Exons: 2
Coding region: 72-2066 (664 amino acids)
Cellular component (GO): catalytic step 2 spliceosome; intracellular anatomical structure
Molecular function (GO): RNA binding; ATP binding
Source: RefSeq, a predicted model, not a curated record